Molecule: messenger RNA, 1429 nt
Organism: Tachyglossus aculeatus (Australian echidna)
Lineage: Eukaryota; Metazoa; Chordata; Mammalia; Monotremata; Tachyglossidae
Product: non-structural maintenance of chromosomes element 3 homolog
Exons: 11
Coding region: 191-991 (266 amino acids)
Cellular component (GO): nucleus
Source: RefSeq, a predicted model, not a curated record
GAGGGACAUCUGGAUUCGCAUCUCGGUGAAGAGCCGCCUUGGCCGCUUUGCUCCCACUCCUCGUCGUGUCCGUUCUCGCGCGAAAAGGAGGGCCCAGCUGGGGAGCUAGUGCGGUAGGAUUGGACGUGGGACGUUGUACAUCCCUCCCCACAGCACCUGUGUAUAUUGAAUCCUGAAGUCAGUCGGAAAGAUGUCUCAGAAAAGGAGAAGUAAGAAGCGACCCGGAACACCGAGUGAACUCCACCGGACCCAGGGAGAAGACGUGGAUGUGGAAGAAGACCACUGUCCGACUCAAACCCAGACAGCAAGCCAGAUGCGGCCAAACCUGGAGAAACCAUCUACGGCCCAGGUGGAUCAGAAGGUGAAUGAACUGGUGCAAUACCUGCUUGUUAAGGAUCAGAAGAAAUUGCCCAUCAAACGGGCAGAUAUACUGAGAAAUGUUAUCAAAGACUACAAGGGGUUGUCUUCAGAGAUCGUGAAAAGAGCUGGUCAAGUUUUGGAACAAGUCUUUGGUCUCCAUUUGAAGGAAAUCGAUCCAAAGAACCACGUCUACAUAAUUGUCAAUACGCUGGAGCGAGUGGAGGGGGAUAAUAUGAGAGUGGAUGAUAAUACUGCCAAGAUGGGGCUUCUGAUGGUGAUCCUCAGCCUCAUCUUCAUGAAAGGCAGUGCCACCAAUGAAUCUGUCAUCUGGGAGACUUUGAGGAAGCUACGAGUCGACACUAGGGAGAGACACGAGAUCUUUGGGGAUGUGAAGAAGUUAGUUACGGAAGAGUUUGUCAGGCAGAAGUACUUGGAGUACAAUCGGAUCCCUCACACCGACCCUGUUGAAUUUGAAUUCCAGUGGGGAGCCAGAGCUACUAAAGAAACUACCAAAAUGCAAGUCCUGAAUUUUGUUGCCAAGAUCCAGAAGAAGGACCCCAAAUCGUGGGCGUCGCAAUAUAGCGAAGCCGCAAAGGGGGCUUCGGCAAGCAGAGCGCCGGUUAGGCAUUAGCCACGCUGCCGUCUGGGCCAGUUUGGGAAAAAGGGGUGGGUGUCCAUUGCUUCGUCCACUGGUGAUGCCCUGUGAACAGGAGCCCCUGGAGGGAUGCCCACCUGCAGGGAAGGUCCAACCCAUGGACUCAUCGUGAUGAGGUGAGCUGUAGAACUGAGGCUGAUGCAGUUCCAGAAACAUCGAGGCCUCUCUGAUUCGGAGCGAGCAAGAGGAAUGGGGCAGUUGCCCCCAACUUCCUCUAAAGGAACCGGCUCAGUUUCCGACCUCCGGUGGUUUGCCCAGGGCUCUUUGGGGCAUCUCGGGCCAACUAAAGUGCAACGCCGCAAGAUCAAGGAAGAUGAACCGUCUUUUCGGUGACUCUGAUAAGUCACAGAAUGGUCGAUUGUGCGUACGGAAUGGAGGUGGGGCCAUUUUAAAAUUGAAUUUUUGUCCACAGAA